Messenger RNA from Syngnathus acus (greater pipefish), 1746 nucleotides. It is a transcript of the gene slmapb, whose product is annotated as sarcolemma associated protein b. The transcript is spliced from 9 exons. Bases 118 to 1236 code for a protein of 372 amino acids. The record is from RefSeq and is a predicted model, not a curated record. Lineage: Eukaryota; Metazoa; Chordata; Actinopteri; Syngnathiformes; Syngnathidae.
AGCAUCAGAAAAAAUCUGAUAGUUGGAGAAGAGUUCUUCAUGUCAAGGACUGCUGGAGCCGCAGAGCAAUACUAACCUGGUCUGGAUUAUUGAGAUAAGAUCACGAAAGAAAAGGAAAUGAGUGACCCAAUGAGCAACAUAUCACGAAUUAAAGAUGAUCUCACCCGCUCAAAUAUGAGCUCCUCAAGCGACUAUGAAAAAACAAUCCAGCGCUUGAAUGAUGAACUUGGGAAGGCCCAGGAUCAGGCUAACAUGGAGAGACACAAAUGCAUGGAGCUAGAAGGGCAACUGCGGCGGCUCCAAGAUGAAAUGGACAUCCUCAGAGAGCAGACAGACGUCUCCUCCAGUUUACGUGACGAGCUCGAAAGUUCACGUGACGAGGUGAAGUCGCUGAAACGCCUCCUGGAGGCAGCUUCCGCCGAGCGGGACCAUGACGUCGGCGCCGUCGAGUUCAACCUGGCAACCGUUUCCAAGGAAUUGGACAAAUGGCGUCAGACUGCCAGCAAAUACGAGCGUGAGAUGGAUGACCUGCAGCGGGAUCUCCAGCAGCAGGGCAAGCAGUGGCAGAAAACGGCAGAAAUACAAGCAAAUGAGGUGCAGUCCAUGCAGGUGGAGUGUAACGGCCUUCAGAAGGAGUGUUCUAGUCUGCGAUCGGAGAAACAGGAAUUGGUGAAUAAGCAUCAGAAAGAAAAGGGCAAUCUGCAAAGUGAGUGCACUUCCCUCAGAGCAGAGAAAGAGGAACUCCUGAAGGCCCAAAAGAAAGAGAAGCAAGAAAGUGUGGCACUCUGUGCUAAAAAUGAGGCGAUGCAGCAGAAACAGCAGCAGUUGGAGAAAGAACUUGUCAGUUCACGUGGCCAGAAUGCAGAAUUGAGCAACAACCUGAAAGUUCUGGAGAGAUCUCAGCAGGAGCUGGAAAAGAAGCUGGCAGCUUUGGAGCUUCAGCACCAACAGGAUAGCAGCAAGCUACAAAGCCAACUGGAUGAAGCUGAUCGUUCCAAGGAGGCCCUGCGGAGACAGUAUGAGGCGACCAAGACGGAGUUGACUGACCUGAAGGACGACUAUGAGAAGACGGAGCAGGAGAAGCUGUCACUUGUGACCGAACUGGAGGAGUGUAAAGCCAACAUGAAGGAUCUGCAAGAGAAAGGAACAAAGACGCCCCUAAUGCUGCCUGUUCAAGCCAUAGUCAUCGGCCUUGUCCUGGCUUUGCUGUUAUGGUGCUUCGGCGCAUUGUGGUAGUAAGAAGCCGUGGAUGAUCUGGGGGCCUUUGGUUGCUGUGGCUCUAACAGCUGUGACUGCUGCUGCGCUCUUUAAGACCUGAGGGCCACACAUACAUGCACACAAUGUCAUAAGAUUUCCCCGCACUGAAACUGACAUGCGCGACACGUACUAUUAUCUGCACUGUUAAUUAGAAGGUGUCAUAUGUAACACUCUAUCAACAUCUUGGAACUUUUAUUCACAUAGCACUUGAGCUCAUUAAAGAAAGUUCUCUAAAUGUUUAUGUUUGCAAAGUACUAGUGGUCUAUCUUUUGGACCAUUUUGGAAAAUAUUGAGCUGUAAGUUGUCCAUUAAUGAAUGUAAAUGUUCUCUACAGACUAAUUGUAGUUAUAUAGAAGAAGAAUUUGGGCGGCUCAAGCCUCUCAUAAGAUAGUGUGUGUAGUUGUCAACGCAAUAAGCACUCAAUAAAGUGACCUAUUGACCUCAUGCACCAAUUAUGAGCCCAUUAAAGGAGAUUUAUUGUUCACAAUU